Stereum hirsutum FP-91666 SS1 is the source of this 811-nucleotide messenger RNA. RefSeq names its product cytochrome c and c1 heme-lyase. Gene Ontology annotation, cellular component: mitochondrion. The transcript has 2 exons. Lineage: Eukaryota; Fungi; Basidiomycota; Agaricomycetes; Russulales; Stereaceae. Gene Ontology annotation, biological process: cytochrome c-heme linkage. Gene Ontology annotation, molecular function: holocytochrome-c synthase activity. The record is from RefSeq and is a predicted model, not a curated record. Bases 1 to 750 code for a protein of 249 amino acids.
AUGUCUGCAGACAAGUGUCCCGUUGACCACUCUUCCCUCUCGGCUUCGGGAAGCAAAGCAGAAUCAUGUCCAGUUGACCCUCCUACACGGUCAACUUGGUCAAGCAUCUUCGGUGGUUCAUCCUCAUCGCAGCCUCAAACCCACGCUCCCUCACAGGCCGCCACACCUGCACCCACCGGCCCCACCUCUUCACUCUCUACUGCUCGCGAAACAUCUACUAUUCCGCGCAACGAGUCUGGCGAAAGAUGGGUCUACCCUUCUGAAGCCCAAUUCUUCGCCGCCAUGGCACGCAAGAACCACAACCCGCAAGCACCAGACAUGCGCGUCAUCGUUCCCAUUCACAACGCGGUGAAUGAGCGCGCGUGGGGCGAGAUUUUGGGUUGGGAAGAGGGAAAAGGAGGAGAGAAGUGUGGUGGUGCGAAGUUGAUCAGCUUCAAGGGAAGGCCGCAGGAUCUGACACCAAGGGCGAGGUUCAAGGCGUUGAUGGGAUAUACACCACCCUUUGACCGUCACGACUGGGUCAUCGACCGCUGUGGGACACGGAUUCGCUACGUGAUUGACUUCUACACCGGCCGACCCGCGCCUGGCACUUCGAACGUAUCGUUUUUCCUUGACGUCCGACCAGCCCUGGAUAAUUGGGAGGGAGUGAAGAUGCGAACAGCCAGGUUUCUUGAUAGAUGGACAGGCUCUAUCACACAAUCUUUGUUUGGGCCUUCGCAAUCGUCGACACCUCCAAAACAGAGCUCAUGAAGCUCGCCACCAGAUGUAUCUCCUCACGUACUAUAGGGCCACACUAAUAGAGCACAACCAC